UGCUUGCUAUGAACCAGAGACGAUGUCGCAAGAGAGCAGUGUCAACGUUUUGGUGUUUUUCGUCAACGGAAAAAAGUUUGUGUUUUUUUAGAUAAUCGACAACCAGGUCGACCCUGAGUGGACGCUUCUUUAUUAUCUGCGAAAUAAGCUCAGACUAUGUGGUACCAAGCUCGGCUGUGGCGAAGGAGGAUGCGGUGCUUGCACCGUAAUGGUCUCAAAAUACGACAGAAUCAACAAAAAAGUGAUUCAUCUACCGGUCAAUGCUUGUCUGGCACCUGUAUGUUCAAUACACGGUCAAGCCGUCACAACUGUUGAAGGAAUUGGUUCAACCAGAACUAGACUCCAUCCAGUCCAGGAACGUAUAGCCAAAGCUCAUGGUUCACAAUGCGGAUUUUGCACCCCUGGAAUCGUCAUGUCAAUGUAUACACUCUUAAGAAACUCACCAAAACCUACAAUGAACGAUAUGGAAAUUGCUUUUCAAGGAAACCUUUGUCGUUGUACCGGCUAUAGACCCAUCAUAGAAGGGUACAAAACCUUUACCGAAGAAUGGGAACUGAUGCAAGCAAACAGCAAACUCAAUGAACGCAAUGGUUGUGGCAGAAAGAACGGUUGUUGCAAAGAAAACGGUUCGGGGAGGGAAAAUGGCUGCUGCAAGAAAAAUGAUAAUGGGAAUCAAAAUGAUUAUGAAAAUGAAAAUGAUUAUGAUAAUGAAAACGAUUCUGGCAACGAAAAUGAUUCUGACAAGGAAAAUGGUUGUGGUAAAGAAAAUGGUCGUGGUAAUAAAAAUGGGGGCAAGGAAAAUGGAUCAGGAGAAAUAAAUGGAGGCGAAACAAAUGGGGGCGGUACAAUAAACGGUUUCGGCAAGAAAUCUGGCCAAACAAAUGGUUGUGCCAUGGGUUCUAAGUGUUGCAAAUUUCAAAAUGGUACUGAAAAACAACCUGAAGAAGUCCUGUUCAAAACGAGUGAAUUCACACCUUAUGAUUCGACUCAAGAACCGAUUUUUCCCCCAGAAUUGAAAAUUUCAGACGAAUACGACAAGCAAUAUCUUAUCAUUAAAGGCAAAUCCGUGACUUGGUACCGUCCAACAAAAUUAACCGAACUUCUAGAGCUGCGAAAACAAUUUCCAAAUGCCAAAAUUGUUGUCGGAAAUACCGAAGUCGGAGUUGAAGUCAAGUUCAAACAUAUGGUUUACCCUGUGAUUGUCCAACCAGUCGUAAUACCCGAAUUGUCAAAAAUUGAAAAUACAAGUGACGGAGUGCGAGUUGGUGCUUCUGUCACACUUAUGGAUGUCCAAAGUUAUCUUCUGAAUGAAAUGAAACGACUUCCGGAGGAGAAGACUAGAAUUUUUAAAACAAUAACAAAGAUGUUGAACUGGUUUGCUGGUAAACAAAUCCGAAGCGUGGGUGCUCUUGGUAGCAACAUAAUGACUGGAAGUCCAAUUUCCGACAUGCUUCCUAUUCUUAUGGCCAACGAAGUUGUUUUGGAGUUACAAAGUGCGGAUGAAGGCAUUCGCAAAGUCCGUCUCGAUUCAAACUUCUUCACCGGUUAUAGAAAAACGAUUGUGAAACCUGAAGAAAUCCUUCUAGCGAUUCACAUCCCUUACACUCAUCGAGACCGUUAUUGUUACGCUUACAAACAAGCAAGACGUCGUGAAGAUGAUAUCGCUAUAGUAAAUGCGGCGGUGAAUGUAACCUUUGAACCACAAACCGAUAUAAUUUCUGAUAUCAAUAUUGCCUUUGGCGGAGUGUCUUUCAAGACGGUUACAGCUUUGAAAACUCGAACAAAUCUAAAAGGACUUCCAUGGAAUCGGCAAACUCUAGAACUAGCUUUUGAUUAUCUCCAAGAAGACUUGCCUUUAGAUCCUGGAGCUCCAGGUGGAAUGAUCCAAUACAGGAGAUCCUUGACUCUGAGCCUCUUCUUCAAAGCCUUUUUGGCCAUUUCCCUCGAGUUGCAAGAGUAUGUCCCUCAUAUCAAAAUUGAUAAACGGGAAUUUAGCGGAAUUGAAGGGUUCCAUGAGAAGGAGUACAAAAGUUCGCAGUAUUUCACUGUUGUGCCCAACACACAGCUAAAAACCGACGCUCUUCAACGACCAAUCGUCCACAUGUCUGCUUACAAACAAGCGACAGGUGAAGCAGUCUAUCUUGAUGACAUUCCCUAUUUUGAAAACGAACUUUAUUUGGCUUUCGUGACCAGUACUAAAGCCCACGCCAAAAUCCUCUCGAUUGACCCUUCGGAAGCUCUAGCAAUGGAAGGGGUCCACUAUUUCGUUUCCGCUAAAGACAUUGAUAAAAAACACAAUACUAUGGGUUCUAUAGUCCACGAUGAGAGAGUUUUCUUUAACGAAAAAGUUACAAGUCAAGGCCAAAUCAUUGGAGGUAUCGUCGCUAUUGAUCAAAAUACAGCUCAAAAAGCUGCGAGAAGAGUUAAAAUACAGUAUGAGGAAAUUGAACCGGUUAUAGUCACAAUUCCAGAUGCUAUUAAAUACAAUUCGUUCCAUGGAAAUGGCCGACAUAAACUUAUAGUUAAGGGCGAUAUCGAUAAGGUUUUGAGGGAAGCUCCUCACGUUCUGGAGAGUGAAUGUCAGAUGGGAGGACAGGAACAUUUUUAUCUUGAGACUCAGUGUGUGCUUGCUGUGCCGAAAAAAGAAGACUGUGAAAUGGAGAUUUAUUCUUCGACGCAAAAUCCGACUGAAGUUGCAGCCAUGCUGGCUGAAGUUUUGGGUAUUCAACAAAACAAAAUCGCCGCCAAAGUAAAGCGACUUGGAGGCGGUUUCGGAGGCAAAGAAUCCAAAGCCAUGAUGGUGGCGAUCCCCGUCGCUGUAGCUGCUGUUAAAUUAAACCGACCAAUUAGGUGUAUGCUAGACCGUGACGAGGAUAUCGUCAUGACAGGGGGUCGACACCCCUUCUUAAUAAAGUACAAAGUAGCGUUUGAUGAUAACGGCAAAAUUCUAGGGGCCGAUAUCAAACUCUACAACAAUUGUGGCUACUCAACCGACUUAUCACCUUCAGUAUUAGAACGUGCAAUGACACACUUUGAAAACUCGUACCAAAUCCCGGUAGUCCGGGUUGAGGGUUUCAUGUGCAAGACUAACCUACCUUCAAACACAGCGUUUCGGGGCUUUGGAGGCCCUCAAGGCAUGUAUGCUGCUGAGUGUAUCCUCCAAGACGUCGCCGACUACCUCAAAAAAGACCCUGUGACACUUAGUGAACUCAAUUUGUACAAAGAAGGUGAUCUUACACACUAUAAUCAAAAACUGGUCAACUGCACUCUUGACAAAUGUUGGCAAGAGUGCAUCCAAUCGUCAAACUACUACGAAAAACGUAAGGAAGUCGAGCGGUUCAAUCGAGAAAAUCGGUACAAAAAGCGAGGAUUGAGUGUCAUACCUACCAAGUAUGGAAUAGCCUUCACAGCACCACAUCUCAACCAAGCGGGUGCUUUACUCAUAGUAUACGCCGACGGGUCGGUCCUGCUCUCCCAUGGAGGUAUCGAAAUGGGCCAAGGCUUGUACACAAAAAUGAUCCAAGUUGCGAGUCGAUGUCUGGAAAUCCCCGUCGAAAAAAUCCACACUGUUGAGACUUCCACUGACAAAGUCCCAAAUACCUCACCCACAGCUGCCAGUUCCGGUUCAGACUUGAACGGAAUGGCAGUCAUGGAAGCUUGUAAAGUGAUCAAGGAGAGAUUAAGACCGUUCAAAGAAGCUAAUCCUAAGGGAACAUGGGAGCAGUGGGUCCGGAAGGCUUACUUCUCCCGAGUUAGUUUAAGUGCAACCGGAUUUUACAAAACUCCGGAUAUUGGGUAUAACUGGGAAACGGGGAAAGGCAACAUGUUUAAUUAUUACACAUAUGGGGUUGCGUGUUGCGAAGUCGAAAUUGAUACUUUGACCGGAGAUCAUGAAGUGCGGAGAAUUGAUAUUGUCAUGGAUUUGGGUGAGAGUCUCAACCCUGCCAUUGAUAUCGGCCAAAUUGAGGGUGCGUUCAUGCAAGGCUAUGGCCUUUUUGUCCUUGAAGAACUAGUCUAUUCGCCCACCGGAACUAACUUCACCCGUGGGCCUGGUACUUACAAACUGCCCGGAUUUGGGGACAUUCCGGGUGAAUUUAACGUUUCUUUAUUGAAAGGAGUUUCAAACCCCAGAGCUGUGUACUCAUCAAAGGCCGUUGGUGAACCUCCUCUGUUUUUGGGGAGUUCAGUUUUAUAUGCUAUUAAAGAUGCCAUAAAGGCCGCAAGAAGAGAAAAUGGUUAUGAACCAACCAAAUUCAGAUUAGAUUCUCCUGCGACUGCUGCAAGAAUACGUAUGGCAUGCCAGGAUAACAUUACUUCGAAGUUUAAGGAUCCCGAACCCGGAAGUUUUAAACCGUGGAAUGUCUACGUUUAAGUGAUAUUUAUCUAGAGUUAAUCUUCUUAUUUUUAUGGUUUUUACUGUGAAUAAAAAGUUUUGUACGUA
Tribolium madens (black flour beetle) is the source of this 4441-nucleotide messenger RNA. RefSeq names its product xanthine dehydrogenase (gene ry). Lineage: Eukaryota; Metazoa; Arthropoda; Insecta; Coleoptera; Tenebrionidae. Gene Ontology annotation, molecular function: iron ion binding; FAD binding; 2 iron, 2 sulfur cluster binding. The record is from RefSeq and is a predicted model, not a curated record. The coding region runs from base 209 to 4372 and encodes 1387 amino acids. The transcript is spliced from 9 exons.